AUGGAGAAUAUCCGUCUAAGCUCCGAAGAAGCUCUCCGUCGGCGACGACAGCAGCAGCAGCAGCCGCAACUGGCACCCCCCACCAAACGACCCCUCGCCGACACCACCAACCAUCCCGUGAAACGCAUGAACAACGGCCAGAAGAUGCUGGACAUAGCGCCAGACUGGGGCGGCAAUGAGAUUACGCCCUCGCCUUCGCUGACGGGAGGUAUCCCUGCUGCGUCGACGCAGAUGCCGCCACCAACAUCGACGCCGGCGGGAUACAGGGACACGGCGAAUCCGUUGUCACUGUCGAAUCCGAUGUGGGGGUUGAAGAGGGAGGUUGUUCUUGGCCUUGGGGCCUGCGGGAUAGCAACCAUGUAUCCGUGGCAGCUGGCAUGUCUGUCGUUGCCGGGAUUGUUAGCGGGCGAGAAGAAUUUGGUGUAUACGGCACCGACGUCGGCGGGGAAGUCACUGGUUGCGGACGUAUUAAUGAUCAGGAAGCUGGUGAUUGAGCGAAAGAAGGCCAUCGUGGUCGUGCCGUACAUUGCAAUCGUUCAAGAGAAGACAAAAUUCCUCAAGAAGGUAUUGGAGAAGGUAAAGGUGCAGAGUGAACCGCGAGGCGAGUGGGAUAAGACCAGGCACUGGAGGGGAUUGAACAUUGUUGGUUUCCACUCUGGCACCAGAUCCAGGUUGGGCUGGGAGGAGAUUGAUGUGGCCGUGUGUACGAUCGAGAAGGCCAACGCUCUCGUCAACGCCUCCAUCGAAUCCCGCACCAUCGACACCCUCGGUAUCAUCGUCUUUGACGAGCUGCACAUGCUCUCAGACCCGCACCGCGGUCACAUCCUCGAGCUCCUCGCCACUAAGAUUCUCUGUCUCACCGAUGAACACAUACAGAUUGUCGGCAUGUCCGCAACACUGUCCAACACCGCCGUUGUCGCUAAAUGGCUGCAGGCCGAGUGCUACGAGUGCACAUACCGCCCCAUCCCGCUACAGGAACAUCUGGUCUAUGACAAUAGCAUCUACAAUGCGAAGAUGCAGCUGACAGCACAUAUCCCGCCGUCAGAGCUCAAGGAGCUGAAGGACCCGGUGACUAAUGCGGUCGUGGCGCUGGUGUAUGCGUGUGUCAAGGAGGGGAAUGGCGUGCUGGUAUUUUGUGAGAGUAGGAAGCGGUGUGAGGAUUUGGCGCUGCUGCUGAUGAAGUUUAUGCCACGUCCUAAUGCAGAGACGAGGGAGAAGCGGUCGGAGUUUAUUAGUGAUCUUACGGCGACAAGUGCUGGGCUGGAUAUUGUGUUGGAGAAGACAGCCCCCUCCGGCGUCGCUUUUCACCAUGCUGGCCUCACGACCGAGGAGAAGGAUCUAAUUGCGGGAGCAUACGACCAGGGGCUUCUUAAAGUGAUCUGUUGCACUGCAACUAUGGCAGCAGGCGUGAAUCUACCUGCAAGGAGAGUUAUCAUAUCACCGCGUAUGGGCCGUGAUUUUAUAACGCCUGCUAUGCUGCGGCAGAUGAAAGGACGAGCUGGGAGAAAGGGGAAGGAUACGGUGGGGGAGAACUUUGUAGUCUGUCGGAGGGAGGACCUGGAGGCGGUUAGGGCGAUUAUGGACGCGGAUAUGCCGAGUGCUAACAGUUGCCUUACUGGGGAGAGUGAGGGUCUAAGACGCGCUCUCCUCGAAGGUAUUGCGACCAAACUCGCCACCUCCGCCGACUCCCUCGAUGACUUCCUCCGUUGCACCCUCCUCUUCCACACAACACCCACUCCAAUCGCUACCCUCCGCCCCCUCAUCAACACAGCCAUCACCUCCCUCACCACCUCCAAUCUCAUCACCGUACACCCCUCCACAUCCUACUUCUCCGCGACACCUCCCGGUCUCGCCACCGUCGCCGCCGGCCUCGGCCCCGACGAAGGCCUCUUCCUCCACGAGGAGCUCUCCCGCGCCCUCAAAGCCUUCAACCUCGAGUCCGACCUCCACAUCAUCUACCACUUCACCCCAAUUCACUCCACAUCCACCUCCAGCAUCACAAUCGACUGGAAGCUCCUCCGCGACGACCUCGACACCCUCUCAGAGUCUAACCUCCGCGCCGCCGCCUUUGUUGGCGUUAACCCAGCAUUCGUAAACCGCAUGGCCCAGGGCGGCACACUAAAGGAGGACACGCCUGCAAAUAUAGAGAAGGCGAGGGUCUAUCGGCGCUUCUACGUCGCGCUAAUGCUGCGCCAGCUCAUCAACGAGCGACCCGUCCACGUCGUUGCGAAGUCGUACGACAUUGCGCGCGGGUUCGUGCAAGGGCUUUCCACGACGUGUAAGGGGUUUGCGACGACGAGCGUGACCUUCUGUAAAGUGAUGGGGUGGUCGGGGCUCGCGGUACUGCUCGAGCACUACUCCGGGAGGCUGGAUCUGGGUGUGCGCGAUGAUCUGAUGGAGCUAGCGAGGAUCCCGUUUGUCAAGAGCUGGACGGCGAGGGUGUUUCAUGAGAAUGGGCUAAAGAGUAUUACGGCGGUAGCGAACGCAGAGGUGGGCGAGUUGGUGAGGGUUUUGGGGCUGGCGAGGUGGGGGAGGGGAGGGAGCGAGGAUGAGGGCGUGAAGAAGAGGUUGGAGGAGAGGGCGGAGGUCAUUUUGAAGUGUGCGAAGAGGCUGUGGGAUCAGGAGUGUGUGGGGGAUGUGGAUGAGUAUUAUUAG
Morchella importuna is the source of this 2655-nucleotide messenger RNA. RefSeq lists its product as uncharacterized. The record is from RefSeq and is a predicted model, not a curated record. Lineage: Eukaryota; Fungi; Ascomycota; Pezizomycetes; Pezizales; Morchellaceae. The coding region runs from base 1 to 2655 and encodes 884 amino acids. The transcript has 5 exons. Gene Ontology annotation, molecular function: ATP binding; nucleic acid binding.